Molecule: messenger RNA, 10230 nt
Organism: Argiope bruennichi
Lineage: Eukaryota; Metazoa; Arthropoda; Arachnida; Araneae; Araneidae
Product: protein Gawky-like
Exons: 17
Coding region: 355-4230 (1291 amino acids)
Biological process (GO): positive regulation of nuclear-transcribed mRNA poly(A) tail shortening; miRNA-mediated gene silencing by inhibition of translation
Cellular component (GO): nucleoplasm; P-body
Molecular function (GO): protein binding; RNA binding
Source: RefSeq, a predicted model, not a curated record
AGGUAGGGUAUGAUACUGAUAUUGAAUGUGUUAUGCGUUUACUUCUCCCACCCUUUCCAAAACUAGAUGGGAAAGGUUCGUGUCGUGCUCUGAUUUUCCGUAAAUGAUACUGUCUAACAGUCAAGUUACAUAUCUUAACUAACGCAUUUUCCAUAAUUUUGUGAAUAAUUAGUAUCAGCAUAGUAGAAACAUUUCUGAACUUUGGGGAAUUUUUCCGAAGACAAAUGUAUCGACCAACCUACGUGUACACUGGCAGAUAAAGUAAGUAAACAGAUGUGGAUGGUGAGUAGCCAUUUAAAUCUAACUGAUACUGUGUUGGUGUCUGGCUUCUCGGAUUGAUACAAUAAUAUUUGUAUGCCACUUACCAAACCGCCUAAUACAUGGGCUCAAGCUGCAGGAAAAGGUUUGAAUAGUGUUGGAAAUGGACCUACUAGUUCUAGUAACUCUGAAAUGGAAAAUGAUCAACAAGAUAUUGCUGGCAGCUCUUCAACAAAAGUGAUUAGAAUGGAAGAAAAUGUAAAUGAGUCACAAAUUGCUGCAGCCUAUAGUGAAGGCUGGGGACAGCGGGGAAUCAAUCAAGACACAGCUUGGGAAGUGCCUUCUUCCCCUCAUUUAAGUCCAAAAGAAGGAAGUACAUGGACUUCAACGAGUACUGGUACUGAAAUCUGGGAAAAUAAUGUCCGUCACCAUGUUAAAAGCUCUAAUAAUAAAACUCCCACUCAAAUGCGAGAACCAUGGGGGCAUACCCCUUCUACCCAUAUUGGUGGUACCUGGGGUGAGGAGGAAGAUACCACUAACUUGUGGACUGGAGUGCCACAAGCCAGUGGUGCCACCUGGGGAGGAGAAAGCAACACUUCUGUAUGGAGUGCUAAUCCUGCUGAAGGAGGCAAAAACUGGGGCAGUCAAAAUAAUGCUAUUAAUCCAAAUAUGAAUCCUAGCUGGGGAAGUGAACCACCUGCUUUGCAGAUAGGUUUGCCUCACAUGCCUCUUGCCAAUGAAAACAAAAAUAUAGCUGCCUUGCAGAUAGGUUUAUCUCAGAUAUCAUCUCCGCCAAAUAAAAAUAAAAAUAUAGUUGAAGAUUCUGGUCCAGACAAUGGUCCUCCGUGGGCAGAUCCAUCCCAUAAACAAAACCGUUCGUUUGGCAAUUGGUCUCCUGUAACUGGAAGCAACAAGAAGAUGACACCUUCUGGAUGGGAAGAAUCAGCACCUCAGCCACCAGUCACUUGCCAAUCUGGACCUAAUUAUGAUGAUGGAACAGCUGUAUGGGGUAAUCCUGUUCACCAAGGUAAAGUUUCUCAUUGGAAAGACAUGCCAUCUGCCAAACAAAUGCCUAAUUGUGUUAUGCCUCCAGGCAACUUGUGCCAAGGUGGCAAUCCAUGUGCCCCUCAUGGUGGACCUGGUAUGAUACGUUUGCCACAAACGGGAUCAAAUAUGAACAAAAAUGACAAUGUUUGGAUGAAAAAUCAAUCAAUGAAUCGUAACCUCAAUUGGAAUGAAGUUUCAUCUCAUAGAGACCCCUCGGGACGUAGGAUCUGGGAUGAUAACCCUCUUCCUGAUAAAAGUGUUCCAGGAACUCCUAACACACCAAAUAGUGCCUUUGGAAAUUGGGGUGAACCCGGGCAUCCUAUGGGCCCAUACUGGGGUGCAAAAUCAAAGAAUGCCAGUUGCAGCUGGGCAGAGGGGCAAGUUGAUACAAGCUCAUGGGGUGGUCCUAUGAAACAAGGUGGUAAGCCAUUAAGCAAAGAUCUGAUUUGGGCUAGUAAGCAAUUUCGUCUACUGAUGGAAAUGAAUUUCAAGAAGGAUGACAUUGAAAAUGCUUUGAGACGUAGCAACAUGAACCUUGAAGAAGCUUUAAUGGAGCUUCAUGCAAUGAACAAUAAAGAGAACUCAAUGCUUGACAUUGAUGGUUUAACUGCCAUGAACUUAAACCAGCCACGAGUUCAUCUUGGUAAUGUUGCUGAUGAAAUGAACUUUACUGACCACUCCAUUGACAAUACACUGCCACCAGGAAGUUUAUAUGGUAAUAGUAGCUUUCCAGGGAUGAAUAUGUUCUCCACCGGUUUCAAUAUUGCUCAAAAUUGUAAAAAUCAGAAUUCUGUUGGGAACAGUAUUGCACCAAAUGUCCUUGGGAACACUGGAACAAACAAUCAAGUGCCGAAUUUCAACAUUAAUAAUAGUAUUAAUAACUUGAGUCCUGCUAUGAUGCGAAAAAUACUCCAACAAACCCAAGCUUUCAAUCCUGCCUGCAUUCCUCAGAAUACUGGACGUAUGACCCAGCAGAAUUUUCCUUCAACUGCUCAAUUGCGCCACCUUGUACAGCAAAUACAAAUGGCAGUUCAAGCAGGCCAUUUAAAUCCUACAAUUUUAAAUCAGCCACUUGCUCCUCAAACAUUACAGCUACUCUAUCAACUUUUGCAACAAAUAAGAUUCCUGCAUCAACUUCAGCAGCAGCAGAUGUACUUUACUCAACAUGGAAGUAAACCUGGCAGUCCACCUUUGCAGCUCAGUGUUCAGAUUACUCAAGCAAAACAGCACAUUGUAAAUCUCCAAAACCAAAUUGCUGCUCAACAAGCUAUAUUUUUGAAGCAGCAAGUACAGUUGCCAGUGCAGCAUCCAUCCCUCCAAAAUCCUCAACCGUCCACUUUUGAUGUUGUCAAAUCCAAUUUGGAUUCUAUAAAUGGCUUGCACUCGGAAUUCAGGGAUCUCUCUGUAAAGGAUUCAGCCUCUCAAGGUCACUCAAGACUCAAUCAGUGGAAGUUGCCUUCAUUUGAAAAAGAUGAUAAUCCUGCUUCCAGUGAGAGCAAUGGGUGUAAUCGAAACAACAAUGAUGUAUCAAAUGAGUUUAGUCGAGCUCCUGGUUCAAUCACUAAAUCAUCAUCAGCAAACAGCUUGGCCUCUACAACUGCUACUCAUUCUGCUUCAAAUUUGCAACCUUUAAGCGAGAACACUUGGCCUGACAUGCCUAGGUCGCAAAAUGACACUUGGUCUGACCCAAAUGAUUCCAACAACUCUGUCCAAGGGAGCAAUGAUAACAUCGGAAACUCGAAUGAUUCGAAUACCGAUGCUAACAGUAACAAACACAACAGUGCCUCAGAAAAUAAAGACUCUCCUGCCACUUCCUCCAAUCCCUCCACUUCCAGCUCUUCCCAGUCCUACAAUUUAAAUGACCUUGUGCCUGAAUUCGAACCAGGAAAACCAUGGAAAGGAACAUCCCGCAUUAAGAACUUUGAAGAUGAUCCCCAUGUCACUCCUGGAAGCAUUGCCAAAUCUCCUUUGUCACUUAACAGUAUUAAGGAUUCUGAUCUCUUCUCCUGGAACACUAAGCAGAAUGUGCCCAAUCUCUCAACUUCAUCUUCAUUGACCUCAAGUACAUGGACUUUCUCGCCACCACCAUCUUCUCAAAAUAGUGAUAGCUCAUCUGGAAGAUCUGCAAAUUCGAGAUCUUGGAAUAAUCGGCCUACUGAACAAGAUCGCUUAUCAUGGAAGGGUCCAUCAUCCAUGCCAAAGACUUCUCGCCCACCUCCUGGAUUGAGUGGUCAAAACAAACCUAUUACCUCAAACUGGAUUGGGAGUGAAAGUGGUCCCCAAGGAUGGUCUGCAAAUUCAGCUGUUGAUCUCAUUCCUUCUACUGGAUUAAACAGUUGGGAAAAACAGUCUGGUUCUAAUUUCUUAGUUUUGAAAAACCUCACUCCUCAGAUUGAUGGAUCUACAUUAAAAACUUUAUGUUUGCAACAUGGUCCACUUCAAUUGUUCCACUUACUUCUUAAUCAUGGCAUUGCACUUGUACGUUAUUCCACUCGUGAAGAAACAGAAAAGGCUCGAUCUGCUUUGAAUAAUUGUGUCUUGAGCAAUACGACCAUUUUGGUCGACAUUCCAACUGAGAUGGAAGUCAAGCAGUACCUUCAAUUAGCUAGCGGCCAGAUGGGUUCAAAUGUAUCUUGGCCAUCUGGCAAUGGAAAUGGAGAUUCCAGUUUCAGCUCAGGCAGCACCUUUCCAAUCAGUGGAAGCACUAACACUGCUAGUAAUGGCAGUAGCUCAAGUAAGCUCACCACCAACAACUGGAACAGCGCAAGUCUGAAUCUGCAAAGUUCAAAUCUUUGGUCCUUCUCUGGCUCUGGCAACAGUCUGUGGGCCAUGCAGUCAUCCACCAAUGACCAUGACCAAUGUAUUCCCUCACCUCUCAACUCUUUCCUACCCGGUGACCUCUUGGGAGGUGGUGAAUCAAUCUGAUACAUGUGAUCUGUCCAUCGAAUUUUGUGAUCCAUCACAGGGUGAGUGAUUUGAUGUAGAUCAUCCGGUCAUAUACCCUAUUUGAUGAGUCUCUUCUAUUUAGUCUCAAAGAAAAAGAAUUAAAAAAAACUUUGCUGCUUUUACAAAUGGGGGGGGAUUAUUUUCUUUUACAGUAUUUUUCCGACCAUUGCGGAAUUAGAAGACUGCAUCGAUGAAACAGUGACUGGAAUGUAAAAAAAUGAGGAUUAGGAGAAAAAUUGUGUGAUAUUGGAUAUAUAUAUAGCUUAAUGUUUUAAAAUAUUCUACUUAUAAAAAAUGAUAUUAAAAACUUGAAGUGUAGUCCGUUCAUGAACGCAAAGUUUUCCAUUAUGUGAUAAACUCAUUACGGUUUUACUUUUAGACUUGGUUCAGCCUUCCCAACCGAUAUUUACUGCUCCUCAAAAUGCUCAGUUGAUGAUGUCAUAUUAGAUAAAUAUCGGUAUAGUGUCUUGCAUACGUUUGUCUAGUAUUUUUUGGUGCCAGGAUAUCUGUGUGUAUGUAUAAAAUAUAGAGAUAUAUAUAAUUGUAGGACAUGUAAAUAUAAUUUCAUAGUUACCUUUACAAAAUGCCAAAUAUGAGAGAACCUCAUUGAGCACAGUCAAUGUUUUAUUUGCAGACAUGCAUCUUGUAGUGUGCAUUUAAACUAGAUAUAUUGAGUUAUACCUGUUAAUGUUUGAGCCUGUGUUAUGGUGCACUGCAAAACUUGUGAAGUUAAAUCUGAUUACAUAAUCUGUAGUUUUUCUUUCUCUUGGUGAUACCGUAUUUUGUUAUUCUUUCCUGGUGUGCAAAACAAGCACUUUUUUUUUUAUUGUUGUCUUAAUCUUCGUCAGAUUUGAGUACCUUUGUAGUAUUAUCUGUUUUUUUUUGUGGAUUAAGUAUAAAUUAUGUUAAAUCGUUGUCUUAAAAUGAAAAUAUUAUACUUUUUGUUGAGUGCUUUUCUGUUGUGUUUUGUAAAUAUUAGUGACAAAGAUAUUGGAUGAGUCCAUGUUUCAUUUGCCUUGUUGAAUGAUCAAAAAAAAAAAAAAAAAAGUGUGGCAAAAGCAAGUAAUAGUUUUGUAGUACUCUUAGUUUACUAUCCAUCUGCAGAUGGAUUAAUCUUUUUCAAAUAAAUAUUUCUUGGAAUAAAAAUCGUCCUUUUAACCAAAAGCCCAAGAUGGGGUUUGCAUAUAUUUUUAUCAUUUAAUUUUAGUGCAUUUUAAAAAUUAUUCAAAUUUUCUUUAUUCUUAAAUAUUAACUUUUACAAAGAUUUAUUUUAAUUUUUACUUUCUUUUUAUAUAAGACAAAAUUCACUGAAACAAAAAGUUUGCCACAUAAUUCAUGAAUGUUUGAGAUUCUUUUUAUUUUUAUUAAAGCAUUCCUGUGGCUUUAUAUGGCAAAACAUUUGUAUCAUAGAAUUCUAUAUUGCUUUCUUUCUUAUUCAGCAAUAUAUCUGUUAACAUUUUCCUAUUAAAUCUUGAAAUUGCCUACAUUUCUGAAACGUAACACUUCUUACUGGGUGUGCAUACUGUUAUAUUCUCAGAAAAAUAAUUUAUUAUAUAUGUUUCAUAUGUUGAAAUGAUUAUGGUCAUCUUGAGCUUUAACUAAACAUCCCUUUUUUUUGUUUGUUUUGUCAAUUUUUAACUUUUUUUUUUGGUUAGGAGAUAGGUACAAUUUGUGCCUUAGGUAUGAAAUACAGGUAGCCUAUUUCUCCUGAGAGCUCAGAUUUUUUCCCCCUCCAAAUAAAUAUUCCAAUAUUUUGCAAUUGUAGUGAAAAGAAUUUGUGUCAUGCAUACCAAAUAUUAACUUCGAGUGUAAAAAUGACAGAUGUAAAUGUAAAAAUUGUUUUUUAAAAGAUCUGAACUCAUUCCAUUAUGGUAUAUGUAAUACUGAGAAGUUUUGAGUGAUGUCUUGUAUAUGUGUGAUAACAAAAAUUGUGCAUGCUUGCAAUUUGGCAAUGCUUUUUCUGUUUAAAUAUAAAAGGUCAUCAAAUUAAUGAAAUUCUGAAUUGCUGUAGAUCCAUCAGUCUUUUUGAAAGAAAAAAAAAAAUCUUUCAUAGCACCAUAUUUUGUUCAACUUACCACAUAUUUUUACUCUUUUGUUUAAAUGUUCAUUGUAAUAUUGAUUUUUACCGAGAGCUUUGUUUCUGUAAUGCUAUGAAUUCCAAAUAUUUAUGCAUACAUUUUAAAGUGAUUUGUACGAUUAACUGGACAGUCUUAGUUUUUAUCUUUGACUUUUUGCAUAUUAAAGAGAAAAUUAUUUAUCUUUUAAAAUUAUAUUUUUGUUAAGAACUAUGUUUUUAAGUAAGUAAUUUUUUUAUAUGCUUAAAAUUAACUUGUAAAUUAUUUUAUGCAAAUUUUAACUUUAAUUUAUCAGUGUUUCAAUGACAGUAUUAAAAUGAAUGCUUUUAAUAGGCUAAUUUCCCCAGAAUGCUUAAUAUUCAUAAUGAAACUAAGUUUCUUAACAAUUGACUGUCCAGUCUUGGAAGGAAACUUAAGUUUGCCUGGUCUGUGGUAAUAAUUUUACUUGGCUCUAAAAGUGUGCAUCACUUGCAACUGAAUCAGUCGCAUUACUGAAUGGUGCUAGUUCUGUACUUGUGUGUAAAAUAGUGCAGAAUAAAAAAAAAAAAUAUGCUGUGUUCCUUUUUUCCAACCUUUCUGUGCAUGGACACAAUCCACACAUUAUACAUGUGUCGUAUUAAGACCUGCAAUAAUUGGUCAAUUUUAUUGUGAUGUGGUAGUUUGGUGAUUGUUCUAUAUUAAUUGUUUUCUUAAAGACAAGUUUUCAGUUGUAAAAUUUAUUGGAGUGUUUGUAGAAUCUAGUGUGUUUUUUGAUCUAGUAUAAUGAUGCACUAAUGAUAAAGAGCUUGAUGUUUUGGAUAUAUAUUCAUGUUGCCAUUGCAUUGAAAUUUGUGCACUGCUGAAUAAGUUGAAACUGAUUAUAGAUUUUUUUGUACAUAAAAUCAGAUAACACUGGCUAUCAUAAAAAAUCUUGAAAGCAAUUUUCAAGUCUAUUUUAAAAAAAAAAAACUUUGGACAUACGAAACCACACUGAAGUGUACUUUAUCCACACUUCUUAUUGCAGAAUUGCCACUCAUUUGCAACUUGUUUUAAUUUUAAAAGUAUGAUCUGACCUUACAAAUCAAGUGUUGAAGUCGUUUUUAGGCUCACUUACCUGUUGUAAUUGUAUACUUGCUUUUAAUGUUAUCUGCUAAAUGAAUUUUUCGAGUUGUGGCACAGUUGCUUCACUGGUAUGUACCUGAAUGAAAGAAAAAUGCUGAUAGGGAGGUCAUUUCCAUAAAUCACUUCCUCCCUCCCACUCUUUCCCCCCAUGAUAAAGUAACUAGUGUGAGAGAUGGAACAAUAUGUUUGUAAAAUUCAAUUGCUGAUUAAAGUUCCUAAAAAAUGUGUUGCCCUCUUUUGGUUGACAAUUCUUAGACCAAAUCAUCCUUAUGGAAUCAGCGCGAAAAUCUUGAUUAUGUAAAUUUAAUUUACUUAAUUGAUGAACUAGUCUCAAAUAAUGCAUGGUGAGCUUGUAUUUUGAUGUUUUAAAUUCUGUAAGAUGACAUUCCCUUAAUCUGGUGUGUUGAAGCUGUUUGCUUUGUGUUUUUUGCCAUUCGUUCUUUGAAUAUUUGACAAGCACAGGUAAUGCAUUUAGUAAAAUCUAAUCUAUUAAUAUAUUUGAAUGAUAAUAGGCAUUGUACUUACAUAUCAUUCUUUGGGAAAAGCCAACUAAAUAUCAGUCUGUUACAUAAAAAAAAUUAGUACAACUUUAUAAUUUGGUUGCUUUUUUUUCUUCCUGAAGUCAUUAGUCUCUGGAAUUGAUAAAACUGCUCAGAUAUUUCCACUGUGGAAUGUAUGUUAACACUUUUUGACGCAGUGACAAAAAGUUAAUAAUUUUAUACAACUUAAAAUUGAGAAUUCAAAUGGAUCAUACCUAGAGCUUUCUAUAUCAGGAUAUUAAUAGUUAAAAUGUUCUACUGACAUUGCAUUUGUAAUAAGUCUUAACUUUUUUAACAUCAAUUUUUUUUCAAGACUAUAUAAUAAAGUGUUACUUUUAUUAAAAUCUGUAGGAUUUUUACUAUUACAGGACAAUCAUUACAGAAUGCAAAAUAUGAAAAAUUACACCCAUGCUCACUUCGUAUAUAAUUUUCACCUUUUCAUUUCAUGACAGUUGUUCCUCUCGGCCCAUUGGAGGUCCUCCCCUCCCCUAGUCAGUGAUCUUUAAGUAACACUUAAAGCACAUUUUAUUCUAGUCAUGUCGGUAUUAAUAGAUUAAGCUAAUACUUUCUAAGAGUUUUCUUUCCUCCUUUCUUUCUUUUUUUUUUUUUUUUUUUUUUUUAAAUCUACUUUUUGUAUCUGUGGUGCAUUUUUAAAAUAUGUGUAUUGAGAUUAAUUUAUCCUCACGUGUUUUGAAAAAUGAAAAUCCAAGUUAUAUCCUGUUUUUCCAUUGUUUUUAUGUUUUCUCUAAUUUCUUUUUUAUUGGUUUAAUUUGUUGUGAUGCAAACAAAGGUGCAAGAUACAUUCUCAUGUCUUUGUCCAAUUCUCAUAUGGGUAGUUCAAACCUGCUGAUUUCUCACUAGAAGAAAUUCUACUUUGGGGGCAUGAAACAACUUAUUUUUUGUGUAGCUUGUAAUUUAUGAUUGUAUGUUAUUUCUAAUUGCUUUACUAUUUUAUUUUGUGAUUUUUUUUUUCUUACUAUGCUGGAAAUGGUUGUUUGCCAAAGUAAUAUAAGUAUGUUAUUGUAAAUAUAAUUUUUCAGCAUAUUGUCUUGUCAGUUCUCUAAUGUUUAUUAUAAUUUUGCAUUUAAUGAUUUGAACAAUAUUGUUAAGUCGUAAAGAGGUUAUGAUUUUUCUGGAUAACCGUUAUAGGAUUUUUCUUUAAUUUUUAUGUUUCCGGUGAGUGUUUUGUAGUUUUUAUUUUUUAGAUUUCUAAUGUAUUUAUAUUGCACUUUCCUAUGCUAAAAUGUUGCUCAAUGCAGUAGUAGCUCCGCUGUAUGAUGAAAAAUAUAAUGGAAUUAAUUUCGAUUCAGAAUUCGAAUUUUUUAACAAAAUUUUGAAUUUGGAGACGCACAUAAAAAAUGUCCAUAUUGCAAUGAAAUAUUCAAGCAUAUUUUCUUUCAGUUUUGAGAAAGCAAAUUUAGAUUGUACAGUUUCAUCUACUUCAUAAUCAUUUGUAGUUUUCAGUCUUAAUUUAAACCAUUAAUUUAAAUCACGGUGCAAUUAAUAUCAUAUAUAAAAUUUUUUCACUGACUCAAAUAUCUUUUCUACAUAAUUUUGAGUUUUUUGGGAGGUGCUAUACUAAUAGCAAAUUAUAAUUCAGAAUGCAUAUGUUAAUGCAAUUUUUUAUAAUUUGUUAUUUCUUAGGUAAUACCUAAAGAUAUUCAAGUUAUCACAAAUUCUUUACAAAAAAGAAAUAUUAAUGAUUCAAUAGAAAAUUGGAAGAAGUUUUAAAUCUUAUGUACAUGGAAUGUGCAAAACAAUCUGGAACAAAUUGCUGCCUUAUUGUAUUUUAGAACUGAAAAGAAAGAAAGAAAAAAAAAAAAACAUUGCAAUUCUAGUGUGCAUUUUAAAUAAUGAUUCAAGAGUUUGUUCUGAUAAUGAGUUGUAAAGUAUUUUAUCACUAUUGCUCAAAAAAAUUAAUUGGAUGUCUUAGAUUUUUAUAUUACAACUUAAUGCAACAUCUCUAUGAAAAUUUUUUUAAUGUCAUUCUGCACAGGUACAAAUUGGCCUUAUCAAAAGUCUUCGAAUCGAUUUUGAUCAAGGGUGGUUAGGCCCCUGAACUGUAAAAAACUUUUUGAAGGGGGGAAAUUGAGUUGGUGUACAUAUCACUGAUGUUUCUUAAGUGUGAUUUCUGUCAAAGAAUAGUCAUAAAUUAUUUGUUAUACUCUUGCAUAUUUUGAGGGAAAAGAUUUUUAUUUGUUUAAUUUAUAUGUUUUCAUGUUUCUGGUUAAUAUAUAUAUUGUAUAAUCAUGUUUAUCAUUAUU